This is a messenger RNA of Linum trigynum, 2941 nucleotides long. The record is from the annotation of a GenBank genome assembly. NCBI's taxonomy places the organism in Eukaryota, Viridiplantae, Streptophyta, Magnoliopsida, Malpighiales, Linaceae.
AGUUAAUUCUCAUAUAUGAGCAAAUUAAUCAACCUAGUUAAACACACAGGUGAAGUGCUUAAUUAUAUUAUCUCCCUUUUCAAUUAAUUAAAAAAAUAUCAUAAAUAUAAUACAAUUAAAAAUUAAAGAGGUAGCAUCCGUCCCGUCCUAAUGCAAUUUAAGUUUAAUAAUUAAUUAACAAAGUUCGAACGAACCAAUAAUAUGAUGCCAGCCAUUGGCUGCAACCAAGUAUAGAGUUAUAUAUCGUCAUAAUAGCUUGUUUCCCCAACUAACCCUAUUUAUUGCAUGCUGCAGUCAAUAAUUGCAGUUCCGGCCCUCUCACUACCAACCCAUGUCGGUCUCCAUCGUAAACGUGUUAUCUUAGCAGUGUCCAGUCCAAUCAUCCCAUAUGCUAGCUGGCUAAGCUUCCUUUCUUCCAAGAGCUCGCCCGACUCCCUUCUUGCAUAUAAAUACCAAGCCAUUCAUUCUGCAGUUCUUCACAAAAACGAGUACCAAAACAAUCUAGCUUAAUUGAUUGGGUAGAUAAGAAAACAUGGCGGGGUUUAAUCUACUGAGUGGAAAGCUGGAGGUACAAUUCGCGAUCAGGCUCCCAGCGAGCCAGCACCACGAAAUCUUCAGCGCAAGGCCUCACCACGUCUCCAACAUGGCUCCUGCCAAGGUCAGGAACUGUGCUGUCCAUGAAGGUCAUUUCGGCCAAAAGGGCACCAUCAUUGAGUGGGACUAUGUACAUGAUGGGGAGAAGAAGCUAGCCAAGCAAAUCGUAGAGGACAUGGACGAUGUGAAUUUCUCGACCAGCUUCAAGAUGAUCGAAGGCGAUCUUAUGAAGGAGUACAAGGAGUUCAUGAUUGUGGUGAAGGCAACUCCAAAGUCGGAGAGCACCAGUCUCAUCCACUGGACUCUGGAGUAUGAGAAGCUGAGCGAGGACAUCCCCGAGCCCUUCUCCCUUCUGCAAUUCUUUGUUCAUCUCAGCAAAGACAUUGAUGAUCACCACGCCGAGAAAGAAGCCAAGUAAUAUGAUCGCGACCCAACCUUCGGCCCUUCAUCGAUCGGGAUCGGCCCAGCUAUUAGCUACAAUAUGGGCUCCAACCUGGGGCCGUCCAUUAAAAAAAUUAAAUAAAAUGAAAAGAGUCGGGUCUGUUAGAUAUUCUGGCGGCCAUGUGCUAGAAAUAAUUAAUCGUUUGUGUCUGUGUUGUUAUGUUUGUUACGUUUUAUGGAUUCACUGUAUCCUUAUCGCAAUAUGUCAUGAUGUGCUGAGGAAUGGGGAUGUACAUGCACCAAAAAAUAAUGGUGAAGGCGGAUUGCAUGCGAUGGCAGAGCCAUAAAUUUUAAAUAACAGUGAAGGUGGAGUUGUAUGCAGUUGUACAAUUAUUCACGAAUUGAUUGUUUAUUCGUUCUGAAAUUUGUUUUUAAAGUAACCCAAAACUGAAAAUAUUUUUUCAAACACUUGUAGUCGCAAAUGAUAAAAUCAAUAACUUUAAGAAGCAAGUAAAUCAAUAGAUAUAAUGAUAGAAUGGGCUGAAUAAGGGUAGCCUGAUAUUGAGUUAAAUUGUUAAAUUUUGAAAAUAAUUUGGGAAAGAAAUAAAAUUUUGACUAUUAGACUAAGAAAACAACAACAAAUAAAUUGUAAUCUAAUAAAAAAUAUAUUUAUGAAUAAUAGUAGUAUCCUAUGUUCAAAUCAUCUAAUCUAUCACUUAUAUUUUUUUUCCACCUAUAUGUAAACUACUAUUGAAAUUGGAUAGUUGUUUUUUUUUUUUUUCAAAUUUUAGAGGUGUCAAUGGUAUACUACCAAAACCCCUGGCUGGUUGUAUGGAUAUUAGGUUUGAUAUAUAUGAAGGUUCUUUGUUGUGUCCAUGCAGUCUGCUGGUUCAAGUACCCGAAUCUUCCUAAACGAAGACAUAUCAUUUUUCUUUUAAAAUAACUUUUAGUUGACUAUAUCUUUUUUUGUUUUAAGUCCUGAUUCAAAAGUUUUACACGGAAAAAUAAGAUUAAUUGUAUUCUUCAAAAUUAUAUGUAAUUUGUUAUAUUUUUUAACACAAAAUUGAGAUAUAUAUUAUCACACUGGAUAUUGAUGAAUGGAUUACAAUAAAUAUAUUUGUUAUAUUUAAAAUAAUUAUGAAUUCAAACUGAAUUGAAUGAGCUCAAAUAAGUAUAACUCAUCUUUGAGCAAGCUGUCACUAUCUUAAAAACUUACCUGAUUUCAACUACAUUUUUGUCGACUCCGUCCUGGUAACGCCCUUUCAUUCCUUGCAAUCCUCGUCAGAUUUCAUUUUGCAAAUAAUGAUACAAGUCCUUUUUUUUUCUUCUUUUCAGUGUCAUGAUAGAAGUCGAAAGCUGCGGUAUUUUUCCUUUUAUUUCCAUCGUUGCAAUCCUCGUGAACUUUCAUUAUUCAAUUGCCAGCUAGCUAACCCAACUACUUUCCACAUUAUUGCAGUGUCUGACACGAUCUGAUUCGUUUUGAUAUGUCUAGCAACACAGAAUUUGGAUCCAUUAGAGCAUCUCCAACAAUGCAAUCCUUCUUCACUUUCAAGUGUGGUCCCUACUGCCACCUAAGCAAUUCUAGCAAUUACUUCACUCAUCAAUUUCAUACUAGCUACAUCAAUGCCAUUCCAAUGCAAUUGCACUUUUGGGUCCCACUUACAUUUUAAUACCACACAAAUGGUUGGGAAAAGAAGAAAGAAAAACAAAAACAAACAAAGGACCCACUUGCAAUUGCAUGUCAGAUUUUCAUGGUGUGCAAAUUUUCAUCCCUUGAAAGUGGUCUUGCAUCAAUGCCAUCCACUUUUUCAAUUGCACAUGGCUGCCACCUCAGCUUGCAAUUCCCUCCAUUUGCACCAUUGGAGAUGCUCUUAAUUAGUCAUACGAUCCUCGUUGUACUUCAAUUUAUUUAGAUACGUUUUUUUUAGCUUUUGUUUUCAUUUACGAAUCAAGAUGGCUUCAAGUA